UUAAUUCCAACGUACGAGACCUCAAACCCAAUCCAGCUAUGUCCAUGCUAACUAUGCCGGUUUCAAUGUCGAUGUCGAAGCCGAAUCACGACGUUUGUAUUUCCCGUCAUCAAAUAACAUCAUGUCAUGUAGUGUCUUCGGUUCGACAACGUCCACCCUACACCCCGAAUUACAUCCCGGACGCUUCCUAUGUACGCGUAUUUGACACCACUCUCCGCGACGGCGAGCAAUCCCCCGGUGCAGCCCUCACGUCGAAGCAGAAGCUUCUCAUUGCCCGUCAGCUUGUGAAGCUGAGGGUCGAUGCAAUCGAGGCGGGAUUCCCGGCAGCGUCGAGGCAGGACUUUGAGGCUGUGGAGAUGGUUGCGAAGGAGGUUGGCAAUGAGGUAGGUGAGGAUGGGUACGUGCCGGUGAUUUGCGGGUUCUCGAGGUGUACCGAGAGCGACGUUCGAGCUGCUUGGGAGGCAGUGAAGUAUGCUAAGAGACCAAGAAUACAUAUGUUCAUUGCAACGAGUGAGAUUCAUUUGACGCAUAAGCUUAGAAAGACGAGAGGGGAAGUGGUUGAGAUUGCUAGGAACAUGGUGAGGUUUGCACGAAGCUUGGGUUUUGAUGAUGUUGAGUUUAGCCCUGAGGAUGCUGGCAGAUCAGAUAAAGAGUUUCUGUAUCAAAUUCUUGGUGAAGUGAUAAGAGCUGGGGCAACAACUCUGAACAUAACAGACACAGUGGGGUAUACAGUGCCAGCUGAAUAUGGGAAGCUGAUAGCUGAUAUAAAAUGUAAUACUCCUGGCACUCAAAAUGUUAUCAUUUCAACGCAUUGCCAGAAUGACCUUGGGCUAGCAACUGCCAAUACAAUAGCAGGGGCAUGCGGUGGUGCAAGGCAAGUUGAGGUCACAAUAAAUGGCAUAGGUGAGAGAGCUGGGAAUGCUUCACUCGAAGAGGUGGUAAUGACCCUACAAUGUCGUGGAGAGCAUGUGCUUGGAGGUCUUUACACUGGAAUUAACUCGCGACAUAUCUUUUCAGCUAGCAAGAUGGUAGAAGAGUACACUGGAUUGAAUGUGCAGCCCCACAAGGCCAUCGUUGGAGCCAAUGCCUUUGCUCAUCAAAGUGGCAUCCACCAGGAUGGGAUGCUUAAGCACAGA
Cucurbita pepo subsp. pepo (vegetable marrow) is the source of this 1136-nucleotide messenger RNA. NCBI's taxonomy places the organism in Eukaryota, Viridiplantae, Streptophyta, Magnoliopsida, Cucurbitales, Cucurbitaceae. The record is from RefSeq and is a predicted model, not a curated record.